AUGAGAAUCAUAUUUGUUUUCUGUGUUUUUUUCGUGAGCACUUAUUGUGCACCGGUCUUUGAUGAAGAAUUGAACGAGUCUUGGACUUUAUUUAAACGUGUUUUCAAGAGACAAUAUGCAUCAACAAAAGAAGAAGUUAGUCGGCGAACAAUAUGGGAAGAAAAUCUUGCCAAAAUUCGUAAACAUAAUCUCGAAUCCAAUAUGGGUCUUCACAGUUAUACAAUGGAAAUGAAUCGUUUCGGUGAUUUGAGUAAUGAAGAAUUUAAGAAAACAAUGAAUGGAUUCAAGAUGAGUAAAAAUGUUGAUCCUAGUAAAUAUGAUCGUCACAUGUUUUUGGCACCAUCAAAUGUUGCAAUUCCAGAUCAAGUCGAUUGGCGCAAGGAAGGGUAUGUUACUUCAGUCAAAGAUCAAGGUCAAUGUGGUUCAUGUUGGGCUUUCUCAGCUACAGGCUCACUCGAAGGGCAAACUUUUGCUAAAACCAAAACACUUCCUUCACUUUCUGAACAACAACUGGUUGAUUGCUCGACCAGUUUUGGUAAUGAAGGUUGCGAUGGUGGAUUGAUGAAUGCUGCCUUUGAAUAUAUUAAACAAAAUAACGGUAUCGAUUCUGAAAAGAGCUACCCAUAUGAAGCCUAUGAUGACAAAUGCCGUUUCAAACCAGAUGAUGUUGCUGCCACUGAUGUCGGCUUUAUUUACAUCCAAGAACAAAAUGAGACCGAUCUCACCAGUGCAAUUGCUACAGUUGGUCCAAUUGCAGUGGCCAUUGACGCUUCGCAAGAUUCAUUUCAGUUUUAUUCAAGUGGUAUAUAUAAUGAACCGAUGUGUUCGUCAACUAAUCUUGAUCAUGGUGUAUUAGCUGUUGGGUACGGCAGUGAGGGAAAGAAGCACCCAACCGAUUAUUACAUAGUAAAGAACUCAUGGGGUGAUGGAUGGGGCGAUGCUGGUUACAUUUUAAUGCUUCGUAACUCAAACAAUCAGUGUGGUAUUGCUACAAUGGCGAGUUAUCCACUUGUUUAA
Molecule: messenger RNA, 1017 nt
Organism: Rotaria socialis
Lineage: Eukaryota; Metazoa; Rotifera; Eurotatoria; Philodinida; Philodinidae
Source: the annotation of a GenBank genome assembly